UAGUGAUUUAUGCGAAAUCGGGUCUCUUCUUCUCCAUUUUCACUGAACCGAAGCUCGGGCCGAGCAGAGCAGAGCAAUUGCGGUCGCUCCCGUUAUAAUGCCCAAGAAGAAACCUUCAAAGUCCGAGAAAUCGGUCUCUUCUUCUCCGCCUGUCAACGCCGCUUCGAAUGAGAGGAGAAGUAGCAGGAUGGUGUUGAGGACUAAAUCGAGUGAGAAGAUGAAGCGGUUGGCUCUGCUGAGCAGAGAGAGCGAGGACGAGUGGAGACCCAAGUCUCUGAAGAACGUCAAGACGACGAGAGGGAAGAAGAAUGUUAAGCUUGAUGCGAAGAUGCCCAAGAAACCGCCCACUGCUUUUUUCUAUUUCUUGGAGGAUUUUCGAAAGGAUUAUCAAGAGCAUAACCCAGAUGUCAAGUCAAUGCGAGAUAUUGGCAAGGCUUGUGGUGAGAAGUGGAAGACAAUGACUUACGAGGAAAAGGUUCACUAUUAUGACAUUGCCAAUGAGAAAAGGAGAGAAUUUGACAAGGCCAUGGCGGAAUACAUCAAAAGAAAGGAAAGCGGUGAAGACGAGGAUACUGAGGACGACCCCGAGUUCGAAUAGGACGUGGUUGUAUGAUAUCGAGUAAUUGAUCUGCCCAUAGUAUACGAUUGGUAAUUUUAGUAGCUCUUUAAUUUGAAUUUGCUCUAUUUGACAAUUGUUAAGUUUGUUCUUGGAAGUUGGUGACGAUUGCAGGUUUAGAUUCUCGUGUUCAUGUGUAGGGAAAAAAACUAAUCAGCAUGCUUCGACUUCAUCUUCUGUCCCCUUUUUUGUUGAGUGGGAUGCGUUCUUGUACAAUUUGGUGUAGCUUCCCCCCCUAACACUAUCGAUCAUUAAGGAAUGCAAUUCCCUGUGCAUUAUAUC
Rhodamnia argentea is the source of this 898-nucleotide messenger RNA. Its product is annotated as high mobility group B protein 14. Lineage: Eukaryota; Viridiplantae; Streptophyta; Magnoliopsida; Myrtales; Myrtaceae. The transcript is spliced from 6 exons. The coding region runs from base 98 to 598 and encodes 166 amino acids. The record is from RefSeq and is a predicted model, not a curated record.